AUGGACCUAGAAGAAGAAAAACCAAGUCUUGAUUUACCAUUGAUCUUCCAAGAAAGUACAAAAGAAUCAAGAUAUGGGUUCAGAAAAGAUGAGAUUGUCGAGGAGAUGAAGAAGCAGCUUGUGCUAGCUGGGCCCCUUGUUACAGUUAAUUUCUUGAUAUUUCUUUUACAGGUGAUUUCAGUCAUGUUUGUGGGUCAUCUUGGAGAGCUAGCACUUUCAGGUGCAUCCAUGGCCACUUCUUUUGCUUCGGUCACUGGCUUAAGUUUAUUGAAAGGAUUGGCAAGUGCCUUAGAAACAUACUGUGGUCAAUCUUAUGGAGCAAAGCAAUACCACAUGCUUGGUGUACAUAUGCAAAGAGCCAUGAUUGUUCUUCUACUGGCCAGCAUUCCCCUUGCAUUUGUAUCGGCCAAUGCUGGGUCCAUUCUGGUGUUCUUGAAGCAGGAUCCAGAAAUAUCAGCUGAGGCUGGACGUUACGCUCGUUACAUGAUUCCCACCAUUUUUGGCUUCGCAGUCCAGGAAUGUCAUGUCAGAUUCUUGCAAUCCCAGAACAAUGUGAUUCCAAUGAUGAUUUGCGCAGGAAUUACAACUUUACUUCACAUCUUUACAUGUUGGAUUCUUGUAUUUAAGUCAGGCCUUGGAAAUAAAGGGGCUGCAUUGGCAAAUGCUAUCUCUUACUGGACUAAUGCGUUCUUACUGGUGCUUUAUGUGAGGACAUCUCCCUCUUGUAAGAAGACUUGGACUGGUUUUUCCAAGGAGGCCCUGCAUGGAAUUCCCAAUUUCCUUAAACUAGCAAUUCCUUCAGCUAUAAUGCUCAGCUUGGAGAUAUGGUCAUUUGAGAUGAUGGUUCUGUUAUCUGGUCUUCUACCUAAUCCUCAGCUUGAAACAUCAGUCCUUUCCAUCAGCCUCAACACAUGUGCAAUGACUUAUAUGAUACCCCUUGGACUUAGUGCUGCUAUAAGUACAAGAGUUUCGAAUGAACUGGGUGCUGGGAAACCAAGAGCAGCUCGUCUAGCAGUAUGUGUUGCGACAUUCUUGGUUUGUACAGAAGGCAUUUCAGUGGCCUCCAUCAUGUUCUUUGGUCGUAAAGUUUGGGGCUACUUCUAUACCACAGAAAAAGUAAUAGUGAAAUAUGUGGGAGAAAUGUUGGUGCUUGUUGCGAUAUCUCACUUUUUUGACGGGAUUCAAUCUGUAUUUUCAGGCACUGCUAGAGGAUGUGGAUGGCAGAAGAUUGGAGCAAUUAUUAAUCUGGGUGCAUACUAUCUUUUAGGCAUUCCUUGUUCUGUACUAUUAGCUUUUGUGUACCAUUUCGAGGGAAAGGGACUCUGGACAGGCAUUAUAAUAGCACUGGUUUUUCAAGCAUCAGCGCUUUCGAUAAUAACUCUUCGCACCAACUGGGAGAACGAAUCAAAGAAAGCUAGUAACAGAGUCUACCAUGCAGUCGUUCUUGAGAAUUCGUCGACAUAA
Molecule: messenger RNA, 1464 nt
Organism: Dovyalis caffra
Lineage: Eukaryota; Viridiplantae; Streptophyta; Magnoliopsida; Malpighiales; Salicaceae
Source: the annotation of a GenBank genome assembly